Molecule: messenger RNA, 855 nt
Organism: Miscanthus lutarioriparius
Lineage: Eukaryota; Viridiplantae; Streptophyta; Magnoliopsida; Poales; Poaceae
Source: the annotation of a GenBank genome assembly
AUGAGCGCCGACCAUGGUGCUGCUGACGAUGGACCACACCCGGUGCGCAAGACCAUGGCGACCACCGAGCAGCGGGCCACCGAGUCCUUCGCGGACGUCAAGGACAUGGCCGUGGGGGAUGGUGGGACCUACCUGUCGGUGAGAGAUGUAAAUAGGGAAGGUGGGAGGAAGAUGGAUAGACGUUGGAUUCAUGGUGCUCUGUUUACCCCUCAGUAUAUUUGUGGUGUCCGGUCUUUCAUGAACUUUGUCAAAGAGAGGUUCUCUGAGUCUGAGAAGAUUUUGUGCCCAUGUGAAAGCUGUCUGAACUAUAAAUCUUUAGAGCAAAAUGAAGUGGAGAGGCACCUACUGCUCAAUGGCAUGUCCAGCACAUAUACCAGGUGGAUAGAUCAUGGAGAGGACAGAAAUAUUCAUGUUUUGGAGGAACUAGAAGUAGUUGAGGAUGCAAAUGUUGAUUCUUAUGUACCUGAGCACACCAAUGAUGGUUGUGGACUUGAAGAGAUGUUAGGGGACUUCGUCAGGUCUGAACAACAUAGAAAUGAGGCUAGACCUGAAGAUGGAAAUGAGGGUGCUGCAUCACAUUUCAAACAGUUGAUUGAAGAUGCUAAGCAGCAGACAUGUGCUGUGGACACUGGCAGAAGACCAGAAGUUUCUGAGAUCUUGCCUGACAUGCCUUUGAACAGAGUUGAUGAGGCUGGCCUUCUUGUUGAUGCUGCUGAGGUUGCUCGACUUAGAAAGGAAAAUGAAUCAAAGACUACUAGUGAAGAUGAGGGUGACGAGGUAGAGGAUGACACACUGAUGGAGUACUUGAGUGAAGAAGAAGCUGUCCCUGUUGAGGUUGAUAGCGAUGAUGAGUAG